This is a messenger RNA of Penicillium oxalicum, 393 nucleotides long. RefSeq lists its product as uncharacterized. NCBI's taxonomy places the organism in Eukaryota, Fungi, Ascomycota, Eurotiomycetes, Eurotiales, Aspergillaceae. The record is from RefSeq and is a predicted model, not a curated record. The transcript has a single exon. Bases 1 to 393 code for a protein of 130 amino acids.
AUGCUCUUCAAUGCUCUGAUCCGCACCCAUCACAUCACCUCUCGCAAGAAAGUCGCCGCUCUCAAACGCGCCGCCGAUACGCACAAGUGCCAUGUGCUCUUACGAUCCGGGGGCUGUCCUGGAAUCAUGUACGUCGAGGGGCGGGACCAGUUAGACGUGGAGCAAUGGGUGAAUGUUGUGCGAAAACUGCGAUAUAAGGAUUUUCAGCUUGUCGCUAGACCCCGUGCCGUGGAGGCGGAAGCAGAGUACAACAACAAGAACGAUAAAGCACCAGAAUUGAGAGACGCGGAAAUUGGACUAGUGGAAGUGGAGAGUGUGAAGGAAUUUGGAAGUCGGAUGGCGAGACGAGGGGUGUGGAAUUGGUGGAGGAAGGGAAUGGGAUAUCAAGCUUGA